GACACACAGCUACCGAACCAUCGGACACGCAGCUACCGAGCCAUCGGACACGCAGCUACCGAACCAUCGGACACGCAGAUACCGAGCCAUCGGACACAUCGGAUACACACGAUUCCGAGCCACACGGUUAUACACGGAUAACCGAGCCACACGGUUAUACACGGAUUCCGAACCAUCGGAUACUCACGCAUAUACACGGAUUCCGAGCCACACGGAUUCCGAGCCUACGGAUACUCACGCAUAUACACGGAUUCCGAGCCACACGGAUACACUCGGACACACGGAUCGGCGAGCCACGGAUAUACACGGAUCGGCGAGCCACGGAAUACACACGGAUCGGCGAGCCACGGAUACAUACGGAACGAGCUUGACCGCUAUCGGCAGAGCAACGGCAACGACAGCGCAUCGAACAAAGGAGACUAUCGUAAUACUAGAUCGGCUAAUUUUCACAUAACCAACUUGCAAAAAUUGUCGAUUACAUUAUCUUUAGGUUUAAGCAUUUGUUUGUAAGUUUAUUAUUUUUAAGGUUAUUAUUGCAAUUGUUCCCUUCUUAUUGGCACACGAUGUCGGAAGAAGUGAAGGCGUUGAUUCAGGGGCGUGCCACGAUCAAGGCGCAACUGACUAGAUUUAGAACCUACCUAGAAAAAUGGUCCGAACGCCCUGAUGAGCAGCAGCUUAUCGAGCGGCUUGAAAAGGUUAAGGCGACUUGGGACAGCUUCGAAUUGAUUCAAGGUAAACUCGAAGUUUUAAACGCGGAAGCUAGUGGUGAUGCAUCAAGUGACGUUGAGCGAAACCACUUUGAGGAUUCGUAUUUUGAAUUGAUAGCGCGUGCUCAGCGUCGUAUUGCGGCGUUGAGACCUAACACUGUCGUAGAUGGUACAGCGACUAUUCAAAACCAGCCUGCUUUACAAAACUCAGUAAACAAAAUAAAGCUCCCUACGAUUAAAUUACCUACCUUUAAUGGAAGGUACGAUGAAUGGUUAGGUUUUUAUGAUAAUUUUAAAUCCAUAGUACAUGAUAAUUGUGAUUUAACGCCUGUUCAAAAAUUACAAUACUUAAGAUCAUCUCUGAAGGAGGAAGCGGCUCAGGUCAUACAAGCACUUGAAACAUCAUCUCAGAAUUACAGCAUAGCUUGGGGGUUAUUAACAGAGAGAUACGACAAUAGACGCAUAAUCAUACAAAGCCAUGUUCGCGCACUUUUCGAUUUACCGGCAAUAGCUAAGGAAUCACCAAUCCAAUUAAGAACGUUGGUCGAUUCCGCAUUAAAGCAUACAAGAGCGCUUAACGCUUUAGGUCAGCCUACUGAUUCAUGGGACUCCUUGCUCUUGCAUCUGAUAACAGCUAAACUCGAUCGAAACACUCACAAGGAAUGGGAACGCACUCUCGAUGGUACCGGUAUGCCAUCCAUGAAAGAAUUUUGGAAAUUCUUAAAAAAUCGCUGUCAGGUUUUAGAAAGCAUAAAUCAGGAGAAUUCAACGCAGGCAAAUUCGUCGACGAAAAAUCAACCGCGGCUAAACAAUAAUUUAAGCAAUGCAAAUCAAAGAGGGCGACAGGCUCUGGUAGCUUCACAUGUGCCGCUUGAGUGUGCAAUCUGUAAGCAAAAUCACAACACGUACCAAUGCGAGCAAUUUCUUAAAAUGGAUCGUAACGCUAGAUGCGCUAAAGUGAAGUCACUGAGACUUUGUUACAAUUGCUUGAGAUCAAAUCACUUAGCAAACGAAUGCAGAUCGGGAUCAUGUAAAAAAUGUAAACGGAAACACAAUACUCUUCUUCAUGGUGAAACCGACCUACCUGUUCAGGAAACGGUUAACCUUAAGUCUGUGGAAUCUAAUUCAAGUACGAGUUUGCAGGCUAUUGUUACAUCACAGGUCCUUUUAUCUACCGCGGUAGUCCCGCUACUAAAUAAACAAGGAGAGCUUGUCAGAUGCAAGGUUUUGCUGGAUAACGGAUCCCAGUCUAACUUCAUUACCGAAAGGUUGUGCAAUAUUUUAAAUCUCGUCAAAACUGAAAUUAACAUUCCGGUUUCGGGCUUCAAUCAGAACUUGACUCAUAUCAAGCAUUCGGUCAGAACUACACUUCAUUCCAGGGACGGACGUUUCCAAGCUAAUUUAGCAUUCUUGGUUGUUUCUCGGAUUACAGAAAGGCUUCCAUCACAAGCAAUUAACACACGUGAGCUUAAUAUUCCCCAGAACAUUGCACUGGCGGAUCCUGGGUUUGCUAAUCCUUCAGAAAUUGAUGCCCUAAUCGGAGCAGAGUUGUUCUAUCAAUUGUUAUGUGUAGGCCAAGUAAAACUCAACAAUUCUGCAUUAAUUUUACAGAAAACAAGGCUUGGUUGGGUAGUCUCUGGGCCCUUGCACAGUCAGGGUUCCAUGUCAAACAAAAUCAUGUGUAACUUAACUGUAGACUCUUUAAAUGCCCAAGUUGCUAAAUUUUGGGAGAUAGAAGAAAUCCCAGCUAUCAAACAUUUAUCUGAUGUAGAGCACGCAUGUGAGCAACAUUUUUCUAAAACGCACUUUAGGAAACGAAGUGGAAGAUAUGUUGUAAGGCUUCCUUUUAAUGACAAAAAGCGAGAUAUCGGAGCGUCCUUUGAAUUAGCAAAAAAAAGGUUGUAUUCAUUGGAAAGGCGGUUAAUGCGUAAUCCACAAAUGGGUGAGGAAUACUCAAAUUUCUUGAGCGAUUACGAGAAUCUGGGGCAUAUGACGGAAAUGGCUGAAGCGGAUAUAACAGAAGAUGGAUAUUUCAUCCCACAUCAUCCAGUACUCAAACAGGAUAGCCAAACUACAAAAUUACGAGUGGUUUUUGAUGCCUCUUCGAACACUACCAGUGGAAUUUCUCUGAAUGACACACUUCUUACUGGUCCAAUCAUUCAAAAGGAUUUGUUCACCAUCAUCACGAAGUUCAGAAUGCACAGAUGGGUGCUGACUGCUGACAUAGAAAAAAUGUUCAGGCAGAUUAGCAUGCAUCGUGAAGAUAUCAAAUAUCAAAGGAUCUUGUGGCGCAGAAAUCAAGACGAAGCAGUUAAGGUAUUUCAGUUAAAUACAUUAACCUAUGGCACUGGCCCUGCAUCAUUUCUGGCAGUACGAGUUCUGAAGCAAUUGGCUCACGACGAGCAGGAGCGGUUUCCACUAGCAAGUAAGGUCCUUCAAAACGACUUCUACGUAGAUGAUCUUCUAACUGGUUCAUCUAGUUUAGAGGAAGCACAAACGCUGCGAGAUCAACUCAUUGAAUUGUUAGCCGCCGGUGGCUUCAAUUUAAGAAAAUGGUGUUCCAAUGAGCCAUCUCUUCUGGAGCCAUUAUUACAGAAAUCCGCUGACCCUCACGCUUGUCUGAGUGAAAUUGAAAAACACAAGGCACUCGGCGUUCAUUGGAAUCCACUUGACGACAGUUUAUUUCAUACCGUGAAGCCUUUUACACAACAUCAACGAAUCACCAAGAGGAGCAUGCUUUCACAAAUUGCUUCACUUUUCGAUCCUCUUGGACUUCUGGGCCCAAUCAUCGUGAAGGCAAAAAUCAUGCUCCAACAACUGUGGAAGAUCCAUCUUGAUUGGGAUGAGUCAGUUCCUUUGGAUAUUGCUACUACAUGGAACAAGUAUACGCAACAAUUUGAUAUCCUGGACCACUAUGCAGUUCCUCGUCACAUUAAGGGGGAUGAUACGGUUCAAACGCAAUUGCAUGGCUUCUGCGAUGCCAGCGAGAAUGCUUAUGGAGCCGUUCUGUAUUUAAGAUGCACAACUUCAUCGAGAGUUAAAACGGUUCGACUCAUAUGUUCCAAAACUCGCGUGGCUCCAAUUAAAAGGCUAUCAUUACCCAGACUUGAGCUGUGUGCAGCAGUUCUUCUUAGCAAACUAUAUGAAGCUGUUGUAAGGGCCUUUACGCUCAGCUUGGACGAAGUGUAUUUUUGGUCGGACUCUAUGAUCGCAUUGCACUGGAUUAGAACUUCGCCGCAUAAGUUGAAGACCUUUGUUGCAAACAGGGUUUCGCUAAUUCAAGAGGGUACCAAACAUGGAAAUUGGAGGCACGUGCCGUCCCAAGACAACCCGGCUGACGCUCUAUCAAGAGGACAGUUUCCUAGGGAGUUUAUUCACAGCCAUAUUUGGCUGAAUGGACCUGACUGGCUGACAAGAGAAGAGGAGCUUUGGCCGCCGAAUGCACUACCCGCAUUGGAAAUUCCUGAACAACGUUCGACAAUAGUACUGUCAAACGUAGGUCCCACUGAGAACGAAGUCUUGCAAAGAUUCUCGUCAUUUAUCAAGAUGAUAAGAGUGAUUGCUUAUUGUCUGCGUUUUUACAAUCAUUGCCGUUCUCACAAAUCAAACUCGGAAGAUCUUAACAAUGAAGAGCUAAAACAAGCUGAGGCGUGUAUCUUAAAACUAGUUCAAGGCGUCGCCUUCAAAAAUGAGUUGUACAGUUUACGCGAAAGACAUUCAUUGGAUAAGAGGAGUAACAUAUUGUCGCUUAACCCAUUUUUGGAUUCGGAUGGUAUAAUUAGAGUUGGAGGUCGACUAAGACACUCGGAGUUAGAAUUUGCUCAAAAGCAUCCUAUUUUAUUACCAACCAAUAAUCACGUCACUGAAAAUAUAAUUCGCGAAGCCCAUAUCAAGCUUGGUCAUGCUGGAAGCCAGGCAACAUUGUAUACAAUAAGGCAAAGGUUUUGGUUACUAAAUGGCAAAAAUCGCGUCAAGGGAGUAAUCAGAAAAUGCAUAACAUGCGCGCGCUGGAAACCCUCCACACCGGAAUAUCAAAUGGGUGAUUUGCCCAAGGCUAGAAUUGUAAGCACAAGACCAUUUGGAAAUAGCGGAGUUGAUUUUUGUGGCCCGUUUUUUAUUAAGGAAAAGAAGCAUCGUAACCGCAAUAAAAUUAAAAUUUACGUAGCCAUAUUUAUAUGUUUAGUAAGCAAAGCCGUGCAUUUAGAAUUAGUAAGCGAGUUAACGACUGAAGCGUUCAUAGCUACUCUGAAGCGAUUUUUUGCUCGUCGUGGUAAGGCGCGAGUGAUCUAUUCGGACAAUGCUACAAAUUUUGUAGGUGCGAAAAACCACCUAGAUGAAGUUUUUGAAUUUCUACGACAAAACACGAAUAAGCAAAUCAUUGAUCGGUAUUUAGUCAAUGAAGGAAUGCAGUGGUCAUUUAUACCUCCCCGGUCACCGCAUUUUGGUGGGAUUUGGGAGGCCGCCGUCAAGAGUUUCAAGCAUCAUUUGCGUCGAAUAAUUGGAGAGACUCUUUUUACAUUUGAGCAAUUUAAUACAUUGGUUAUAGAGAUAGAGGCUAUAUUGAACUCUAGGCCUCUCACGCCCUUGUCGGCUGAUCCGAAUGAUCCACUCGCUCUCACACCAGCGCAUUUUUUGAUUAACAUCGUUACAAUCAGUUCCCGAUUAUGACUUCACGAAUACAAGUGCAAAUCGUUUAUCUAAUUGGCAACAUAUUCAAAGAGUAAAACAGCAUUUCUGGGAACGCUGGCAUAAGGAAUAUUUGAAUGAGUUACAGCAGCGUGUUAAGUGGAAUUGCAAGGAGUCUUCCAACAUAAGUGUAGGCGAUCUUGUAGUUGUCAAGGAGGAUAAUACACCACCGUUAUAUUGGUUGACCGGCAGAGUGAUAGAAACUCACCCUGGUAGUGACGGUAUAGUUAGGGUAAUAACAGUAAAGACUGCGAACGGGGCGUAUAAGCGGUGCGUUAAGAAGGUAUCCCUGUUACCAUAGUAUAAGAUUAUUUUCGGUUUAUUCUUAAGUUUUGAGUUAAGCUCUGUUUUUAUACAAUACUAUACGUAACACUGUGAUAUAUCUGUUACUAAUUUUCUUUGUUUGAACAUGUCGUUCAAAGGGGGGGUGAUAUGUUAAGUUUCCAGCACUAGGUGUUUUCCCCUAUUUUCGAUUAUGGCGUUUUUUGAGUUACGCUCUUACUAGAUUUAAGUUGGUAGGAGUGUGUGGAGGAGUUGAGAAAAAGAUGGCGGAAGUUAAGUGCCGAUGGUGAACGUCGUGACAAAUAAAUCGACUGAUUUUUCUAUGAAACAAGAGUGUGCAAAAUCAUUACAUCACCAACACAACACUGUGAAUUUAUAAAUAGAUGGUCCAGACGUAAAAAUUUGGCCAUCACAACGGUCACGUGCAUCAAAUACGAGCAUUGCACGGCACCACCGUACAGGAUGCUUUGAACUUUGAAGAUUCUUAUGAUAUUCAUAAGCGUUAUGAUAAAAUAUCAAAUACAAGAAUAUACUUAGGAGAAAACAUAUCGGUUGGUCAACUGUCUUGGGAAAUGACAAAACUGCGUUUGUAUAAUGACUACCUGAUUGAGUUGAAUAUGAAUGAUACAAUAAGAUUUAAACAUUUGAAUGAUUCGUUCAAAAUUAUUACAAUAAAAAUAAGAGACGUCAGAAAGAAAUAUGCAUACGAAUCAGAGGGAGAACAAUAUGAAAGAAAAGUUGAAACGGACAAUUAAAAUAGAUGUAAGUAUUAUAUGUUAUUGGUAAUGUGCUUUUCAACAUAAUGUUGAAAAAGACAGUAACAUAACAAAA
Messenger RNA from Vollenhovia emeryi, 6506 nucleotides. RefSeq lists its product as uncharacterized. Gene Ontology annotation, biological process: DNA integration. NCBI's taxonomy places the organism in Eukaryota, Metazoa, Arthropoda, Insecta, Hymenoptera, Formicidae. The record is from RefSeq and is a predicted model, not a curated record. Gene Ontology annotation, molecular function: nucleic acid binding; zinc ion binding. The coding region runs from base 564 to 5375 and encodes 1603 amino acids. The transcript is spliced from 3 exons.